Messenger RNA from Aspergillus brunneoviolaceus CBS 621.78, 297 nucleotides. RefSeq lists its product as uncharacterized. The record is from RefSeq and is a predicted model, not a curated record. NCBI's taxonomy places the organism in Eukaryota, Fungi, Ascomycota, Eurotiomycetes, Eurotiales, Aspergillaceae. The transcript has 2 exons. The coding region runs from base 1 to 297 and encodes 98 amino acids.
AUGUGGAUGGAAGGUGGUACUGCUUCUUCCACCCACCCUGCGCCAUCUCCCCAAAAAGCAUCUGCUACGCUAAGAGCCAUCCGUCACAUGGCCUCUGAAGCAUACAACCUCAAGCCCUGGCAGCUAGUCCCAUUCCCCUCCGCACUGCACAAAAAUCUGAAUUUCGUAUACCUGAUCGACAAGGACCGAGGACUGUUGACGGUCACGCAAUGGAAAACAACCGACGGUGUACGAACCCGCCUAAUUCGCCAGGUCGAGCUUGUGGAAAUCUACGUUCCUUCGAUCCGCACGCACUGA